AUGCGAUUGCCUUCAAUUCUUCUAGGAUUAGGUAAGAAAUACACCGCUUUUACCUUGUCAAAGGUAAAAAAACAGGUUUUUAAACCACAAACAAGACGUGCACUUACGUUUGGUGCUUUGACAACGGGAUUUGGCAUCACUGGAUACAUGCUGGCAAAUGCUGCUCAAAAAUAUCACGUAUAUCCAAUUGUAUAUACAGAUGAACAAGUAAAGGAGAUAAAUCACGUUGAAAAUUCGAUUCAAAGCUUAAAUUUCGUUCAAGAGUUGCGUCGCGAUCCAAAGUUUCGUGAAAUCAGAAUCCCGUUCAACCGUAGCCAGCAUAGUCUUACAAGUAACUUGCUAGGUGGUUUUGGAAGAGUUACAGUGCCUCCCCUGAUUUUUUAUAAUAGAGAGAACGCCCAGGUUUUUGCUGUAGCACACAUUGGAAAAGAUGUUGCUCUUGAUGAUGGAUCUAUUCACCUUGGUUUAAUUGCAACAUUUAUGGAUGAGAUUCUAGCUUUUAGCAGCUUCUUGGGUCUUCCCAACAAAAUUGGUGUAACAGCUAAUUUGUCAAUUUCCAAUCCAUCAAAGGCAUACGUCGACAGGUUUUACGUUUUGCGCUCUCAACUUCAAUGGGCAAAAGGGCGCAAAGCCCAGGCGCACGGUACUGCUUACAUGCUAUCAGAGGAGGGAGAAUCAAAAGAUUCGACUUGUGUUGCAAUUGCUGACGGUCUUUUUGUGGAACCCCGAUUUGCCAAGUAUCUUAAGCAUGUAAUUCCAUUACAGUUGUAA
This is a messenger RNA of Schizosaccharomyces cryophilus OY26, 771 nucleotides long. RefSeq lists its product as uncharacterized. The transcript is spliced from 4 exons. The coding region runs from base 1 to 771 and encodes 256 amino acids. NCBI's taxonomy places the organism in Eukaryota, Fungi, Ascomycota, Schizosaccharomycetes, Schizosaccharomycetales, Schizosaccharomycetaceae. The record is from RefSeq and is a predicted model, not a curated record.